AUGCGGGGCCAGGGCCGUAAGGAGAGUUUGUCCGAUUCCCGAGACCUGGACGGAUCCUAUGACCAGCUCACGGACAGCGUGGAGGAUGAGUUUGAACUGUCCACUGUGUGUCACCGGCCCGAGGGUCUGGAGCAGCUGCAGGAGCAAACCAAGUUCACCCGCAAGGAGUUGCAGGUCCUGUAUCGGGGCUUCAAAAACGAAUGUCCCAGCGGAAUUGUCAAUGAGGAGAACUUCAAGCAGAUUUACUCUCAGUUUUUUCCUCAAGGAGACUCCAGCACAUAUGCCACUUUUCUCUUCAAUGCCUUUGACACCAACCAUGAUGGCUCGGUCAGUUUUGAGGACUUUGUGGCUGGUUUGUCGGUGAUUCUUCGGGGAACCACAGAUGAUAGGCUGAACUGGGCCUUCAACCUGUAUGACCUCAACAAGGAUGGCUGUAUCACUAAGGAGGAAAUGCUUGAUAUCAUGAAGUCCAUCUAUGACAUGAUGGGCAAGUAUACGUAUCCUGCACUCCGGGAGGAGGCCCCAAGGGAACACGUGGAGAGCUUCUUCCAGAAGAUGGACAGGAACAAGGAUGGCGUGGUGACUAUUGAGGAAUUCAUUGAGUCUUGUCAAAAGGUACGGGGCCCUGCCCUCUACAUUUCCCUGGUCUGGACUCAGGGCCUGAUUCAAUGCUGUAGGAGAAGGCUCCUUUGCGCCUAGUAUCAUCUCCCUAACUGACCCCCACCUCUGAAUCCUUAUCCUUCAUAACUUGGGGAGGCCUGUCCCUUCCCCACCUCUCUGGGUGUCUCCUUCCUUGCUGCCUCUCUCUGUCUCUGAAUGUCCCCAUUUCUGAGUCAGUCCUUCUCCCUGUCUCUAAUAAGCUUUUUUUCUUUCUUUCUCUCCAAUCUGCCUCUCUCCCGCCAUGGCUACAGGACGAGAACAUCAUGAGGUCCAUGCAGCUCUUUGACAAUGUCAUCUAGCUCCCCAGGAAAGGGGGUCAGUUGUCCUGGGGGGACCAUGCUCUAGCCCUAGUCCAGGUGGACCUCACCCUUUUCUUCCCAGGUCUGUCCUCAUCCUAGCUCUACCCUGGGGGCUAUAGGAAUCCAAGAGCCUGAGGAUUCAGUGGUCCAGACUGCUGGAGCUGAGGGGGCUAGGGAGUGGGCAGAAUGUAUCUGUGGGGUAUUCGCAACUCCCAACAGCUCCCCCUUCCUGCCUGAAACUCAGUGCGGAGGGUGCCCCUGCCAUAGGAAUUGAGUAGUCCUCCCCCUCCCACCCCCACUUAAGAAACCACAACACUAGACAAAAAUGUCUCCUGCUAUGGUGCUUCCCCCAUCCCUGAUCUCAUAAACAUUUCCCCUAAGACUCCCUUAUCAGAAAGGCUGUUCUGUCCUUGGCACUGACUGGCCUUUCAGACCAGGGCCUUUGAGAGCCCUGUAGGAGGGGGACAAGAAUGUAGAGGGAGUAAUCUUGGGCCUGAGCCAGUGGUUAGGUCCUAGGAGGUAGCUGGGGUAGAGAGCAGAAAGGCCUGGGGAUUGUCAGUGAGAGCAUACCAGGCUAUAACUUUGAGCUCUACAGGUCUGCCACCCCAAGCCACCAGAAUGUGAGUUUCCAGGCUCUUCAGAAGACCUUGUUUCCUUGGAAAUACCCCAGAAAAUUUCCAUACACUGCUCAGCAUCCCAGAAGAGUCUGGGAUCUUGGUGUUUGGCUCAUCUCUAGACUUCCUUCCUCUCCUUCCUUCCUGUUUGCAUAAUGGUGGUGGCAGCAGGGGGAUGAUGUGUGGGAGCUGUCUUGGCUGAUACCUGCCAGAGUUUCAGCCUACCCUCUCUGAUGGCUACAACUUAAGUUUCAUUUGCCAUUUCCUCUAGACUUGGAGGCACGGAGUAAGUCAGGGACCACACAGUGGAUGCCUUAGAAGAAAAAGGAAGGAAGGAGGCAGGCAUAGCAUUUGAACCCAGUGUCGGGGCAUUUAUUAGAAUCUUUGAUAUACCCAGGCUCUAUUCCUGCCCCCCCACAUAGCCUCCUUUUUGCCCACCCAGAGUCUCCUCUUGCUCUAUUCAAUCUACCCAGAGAUGCCCCUGAGCACGCCUUGAAGGCAGGGACCAUAGGACCCAGGUCCCACCUCACUGUCAGCACCCCUGCCAUGCUGCCACCCCUUAAUAUAUCUGCUUGUCCCAUUUAGCUCACUCUCCCAGUCAGCUGUGAUCUGAGGGGGAAGGCCCCCAAGGAGCCCCCUUUCCCAUCAGAACACUGUUGACUGCUUUGCAUUUUUCGUUCCUCUGUAAUUUUUGUAAAAUAAGAAAUACACCAGAUCCAAUAAAACACAAUGGCUAUGCA
Messenger RNA from Hippopotamus amphibius kiboko, 2313 nucleotides. RefSeq names its product potassium voltage-gated channel interacting protein 2 (gene KCNIP2). Gene Ontology annotation, cellular component: voltage-gated potassium channel complex. Gene Ontology annotation, biological process: regulation of potassium ion transmembrane transport. The coding region runs from base 1 to 699 and encodes 232 amino acids. The transcript is spliced from 7 exons. NCBI's taxonomy places the organism in Eukaryota, Metazoa, Chordata, Mammalia, Artiodactyla, Hippopotamidae. Gene Ontology annotation, molecular function: potassium channel regulator activity; calcium ion binding. The record is from RefSeq and is a predicted model, not a curated record.